Molecule: messenger RNA, 1222 nt
Organism: Ochotona princeps (American pika)
Lineage: Eukaryota; Metazoa; Chordata; Mammalia; Lagomorpha; Ochotonidae
Gene: PRPF38A
Product: pre-mRNA processing factor 38A
Exons: 10
Coding region: 167-1102 (311 amino acids)
Cellular component (GO): precatalytic spliceosome
Source: RefSeq, a predicted model, not a curated record
CGAUUUCAAGAUGGUCGCCUAAGUCGCCGGAAAGUCUUCUUCCGCCUGCCUUUGGACUCCUGUUUUUUUUUUUUUUCCCCUUUCUUUGUGUGAGUUUUGUCUGUGUGUUUAACCUGGUUGUGACGCCUUUUUAGCCCGACGGAAGGAGGGCUGAAGGCGUUCUAAAAUGGCGAACCGUACGGUGAAGGAUGCGCACAGCAUCCAUGGCACCAAUCCUCAGUAUCUUGUGGAGAAGAUCAUCCGGACGCGCAUCUACGAGUCCAAGUACUGGAAAGAGGAGUGCUUCGGCCUUACAGCUGAACUGGUGGUGGAUAAAGCCAUGGAGCUAAGAUUUGUGGGUGGUGUCUAUGGCGGCAACAUCAAGCCCACUCCCUUUCUGUGUUUAACCUUGAAGAUGCUUCAGAUACAGCCUGAGAAGGAUAUCAUUGUAGAGUUUAUCAAAAAUGAAGAUUUCAAGUAUGUUCGUAUGUUGGGGGCACUGUACAUGAGGCUGACGGGGACUGCAAUUGAUUGCUACAAGUACUUGGAGCCUUUGUACAAUGACUAUCGAAAAAUCAAGAGCCAAAACCGGAAUGGGGAGUUUGAACUAAUGCAUGUAGAUGAGUUUAUUGAUGAACUUCUCCACAGUGAGAGAGUCUGUGACAUCAUUCUGCCCCGGCUACAGAAACGCUAUGUGCUAGAGGAAGCUGAGCAGCUGGAGCCUCGAGUGAGUGCUCUUGAAGAGGACAUGGAUGACGUGGAAUCCAGCGAAGAGGAGGAGGAAGAGGACGAGAAGUUGGAAAGAGUGCCAUCCCCUGAUCACCGCCGUCGAAGCUACCGAGACUUGGACAAACCCCGUCGGUCUCCUGCGCUGCGCUACAGGAGGAGCAGGAGUCGGUCUCCCAGAAGACGGAGCCGAUCUCCCAAACGGAGAAGCCCAUCCCCUCGCCGAGAGAGGCAUCGUAGCAAGAGUCCCAGACGUCAUCGCAGCAGGUCUCGAGAUCGGCGGCACAGAUCCCGCUCCAAGUCCCCAGGUCAUCAUCGUCACAGACACAGGAGCCACUCAAAGUCUCCUGAAAGAUCUAAGAAAAGCCACAAGAAGAGCCGGCGAGGGAAUGAGUAAUGGAUUCACUUUGGCUUCAAGUCCAAAUGGCCUCUUCUGCUUGAGGACAUUUGUCUAUGCAGAAGAAUUAAGACCUGUUCCCCAGGCAGCUAAUAAGAAUAUUAUCGUCUUUCUUAUCAA